UUCGAGAGUAAGCAUUUUUAUCAAAAUGGCGGCGUCCAUGGCAGUUCGAUCAUGGCGGGAGGCAAUAAACACUCAAGACUUUUGUAAAUUUUUGAAAGAAAAAAACUCUAAAGAAUUGUCUAAAAAGCACCAGAACGAAUCUAGAAGCUUAAUAUGUGUUUAUGGUAGUGAUUUGUAUAUUUGGAACCAACCAGAGAGUCAAAUAAUACACUGCAAUCUGAAAAGUCUUGGAUCCUCAGUUGACAACACUAAUAAUGAUUUGGAUACUUCUCAAACUCAAAACAGCAUCUUGGAUUUGACCAGAAACUUAUCUGAUGAUCAGAGUAGCAGUCACCAGAAGUUACUUGUCAGCUCCGCUAUCACUUUGGAAGUGGAAAACUUAGAGGUGAACAAGAGUGGAAGUCACAUUGCACUGUAUGGCCCCAAGGGUAUCAAGGUGGUUGUACUACCUCGACGCUGGGGCAAAAAUGGCAUGUUUGAAGGUGGCAGAGAUGUUAUCAGUUGCAAGACAAUUACCAUUGGAGAGCGCAGCUUCUCUGGAAGUACGCCACUGCGUAUCCGACAAGUUUCGUGGCACCCAGGCAGCAACACAGACUCACACCUGGCUGUGCUUAGCUCCGACAACAUGUUCAGUGUGUACGACCUUUAUGAGCCGAACGAUCCCCUGAGUGUGGUGAAUGUGAACACAGGCGAUGUGUCCUGUGUCCAGUCUCCCAACAAGUCCUUGGUUGGAGCUGCCCUCGGGGAGACAGCUGUGGCCUUUGAUUUUGGCCUCCCUCUGGACCUCAAGCCUCGAUCGAAACGGUUUCAAUCUGGCAGCGCUGCACCCCCUGUGGAAGUGUGGCCAGUGUAUUGUGUGCGCGGCAGUGGAGAGAUUCUGAUCAUAUAUUCCAACCUUUCAAAUAACAGACUGCUGAAGCUGCCAGUGCAGGGUCCUGUGAUGAUGUACCCUCCGGCCGAAGACAACUACGGAGUGGACGCCUGCUCCAUCCUGUGCCUGCCCACUGCCCUCCCGGUGAUCAUCAUCAGCACGUGCGACGGCAGUGUCCAUCACUGUGUCCAGCUGCCGGUUGACAAGGACAAUGAGACCCUACAGUCGGAAGCAGCGUCGGUGAGCAGCCCUGCCGGGUGCGUGUGGCUGUCGCCGCUGUAUGAGAGUAUCCCCGAGCCCGUGCUGUUUGUGGUGGAGACCGCGGAGCUGGAGCUGUGUCUGGGUGCGCCCAGGGUGGACGAGUACCCGUCCGGGGAGGAGGAGGAUGACUUCAUGUGUCCCAUCAAACUACGGAAAG
Messenger RNA from Aplysia californica (California sea hare), 1289 nucleotides. RefSeq names its product nucleoporin 88. Gene Ontology annotation, biological process: protein import into nucleus; ribosomal large subunit export from nucleus; mRNA export from nucleus. Gene Ontology annotation, molecular function: structural constituent of nuclear pore; protein binding. The record is from RefSeq and is a predicted model, not a curated record. Lineage: Eukaryota; Metazoa; Mollusca; Gastropoda; Aplysiida; Aplysiidae. Gene Ontology annotation, cellular component: nuclear pore.